Messenger RNA from Eutrema salsugineum, 835 nucleotides. Its product is annotated as cyclin-dependent protein kinase inhibitor SMR11. Bases 123 to 581 code for a protein of 152 amino acids. The record is from RefSeq and is a predicted model, not a curated record. The transcript is spliced from 2 exons. NCBI's taxonomy places the organism in Eukaryota, Viridiplantae, Streptophyta, Magnoliopsida, Brassicales, Brassicaceae.
AUAGCAAGAGCCUUCACUAAACUCAGCCCCUCUUCUCUCUCUCACUCACUCAGGUAUCUUCUUCUUCUUCCUUUAAUCUCCAUUAAUCCAGAGUUUUUCACUAAAGAUCUCGUGAAAAUCCAAUGGACAAAGAAGAAGAUCCAUGUGAAGUAAAAGAAGCUUCUUUAGAGCCUAAAACUUCAAUCGCUGAUGCCCCCGAUUCGAUUCCGUCUUUUGAUUCUUCCGAAUCUUCUCUAUCGGAAGAGGAAACGAUGAUAAAGAGUGACAGAAAAAUCGUCACUUUGUCUCCACUGUGUAACCAAUACAACGAUAAGAUGUCGAUUAUUGACUCUAAUCUUUUCGAUUGUGUUUUGGUGUCCGAUGAAGAAAUCAUCGAGUCUAUCUAUCAGAAUCUCCUGAGAAUCAUUGUCUCACUGCAAAUACAAGGCAAUGGUGAGAUUUGGUGUUUUGAUGGUUGCAAGACACCUCCUUCUCGGCUUAACGACGCUAAAAUGGUUCCUGAUACUUGUCCUGGAGCUCCAAUGAAGCUCACCAAGAUAUCUAGGAACAUCGAUUCUGGAUUGAGAAGAAAGCUCUUCUGACUUGUGAUCUGAGAUCAAUUCCAAACUCUGACAUGAGUUGUUGUUGUUGUUGUUGUGAUGAAUAUUGUAGGGAUUGAUUUGACUUUGUCUGUACAGUCUUCUUAGGCUUUAUCAGGAUUCCUAGCUAAGCUAGUUGUUAUUAGGAGACAUUUGGUUUCUUCCUUUCCUUUCUGUAAUUUGUGUUUAUGUCUCCUGAAACUUAUGAACAGUGGAGAUUCUUGAAUAAAGUUUAAAUCUUUCCCCUUUCGAUUAAA